AUGCUCCAGUCAGCAAGCGUAAUUUCGCAGGAGCUACACAAGUUGCGACAGGAGAAUGUGGAGCUGCGGCAGAUGUACCAGCAGCUCAGGCAGGAAUUCGACGCUUUCCGUGCGCUCGUCCUUGGCCGUGAGGGCCGCCUCCCUUCCGGCGAAACGGAUACAGCAUCGGGGCCGCCCGAGGCUUCGGGUUCCGGUACCCUUCAAGAUCCCGAGGUCUUGCCGUCGACUUCGGACCCUGAGCCAUCGGCAAGCGAGCUUCAAGACGCGCCCGUCUUGGAGAACGACAUCGAUAUGGAUGAAGAGCAGGUUGCUCCCGGCGCCGCCAUCACACUCUCGUUCGCAACGGACGUCCAGGGAGCCGACAUCGAGAUGGAUUGGUCGGCGGAGAACAACAUUGGAUGGGAAAAGGCGGAGAGCCCGACACGAGCGGCGGGCCCUGUCCGCAUGACCCCGCCUCCGACACUGAGCAUGGCAGCGAGCCCCACACAGUCUGUUCCGGCCGAAAUUCCACCCGCCGUGGUGGUCGAGGGCUCUGGCAGUGACGGGGCGCAUCUCGGGCAAGACGACGCAGCGGCAGAGGCUGUGUCCCAGGACCUCGGUCCUGCGGUGCACGAUGCCUCGCAGCCGCCGGUCACCCCUUCGCAGGAAGUCCUUCCCGGUACGACUCCGGCCGAGCAGCAGUCGUCAAAUGAGGCCCAGGAGAAGGUCGUGGAGACCCCAGGUAACGAGCCGGAUAACGAGCCGGGUAUUGUGCCACAAGGCACGUCCGCAGAGCCGACAGGCCAAACCCACGAUGGGGAACACCCCGUAUCACCGAGUGUUACGCCGAACGCGCCCGGACUUCAUGGGGACUCGGACGUGACAGCGCAGCGGACCGAGCCGCCGGAUGACAAUGAUGUUGUGAUGACAUCCGGGGAACACGAACCCGGACCCAGCAAUGAUCAAGGCGGGGUUGCAACUCCACCGAUGGUCCCCUCUUGGACGACGUUACAGGACUAUGGCGGGGAUUUGUAA
This is a messenger RNA of Fomitopsis serialis, 1014 nucleotides long. RefSeq lists its product as uncharacterized. NCBI's taxonomy places the organism in Eukaryota, Fungi, Basidiomycota, Agaricomycetes, Polyporales, Fomitopsidaceae. The record is from RefSeq and is a predicted model, not a curated record. The coding region runs from base 1 to 1014 and encodes 337 amino acids. The transcript has 4 exons.